AUGAAGGCAGUUCUACAAGUCUUCCCCAUGCUGCUGCUGCUCCUGGGCCUAGGGUGGGGAUACCGGUUGGAUCCGGCAAUCCUGGAGGAUAGCCAGGAGCUGCUGAAUCAGUUUUGGGACAGUGACUCAUGGGAAGAUGCAGCUGAAGACAUGGAUAUCAUCCAAGCCAUGGGAUCCCAGGAGGCCUAUGAUAAUGACAUGCUGCUGUUGGAUUCCACGGAGUCAGCGUUGGCUGAGGCCUUUCUCAGAGAAGAUGAAGUUAGGGAUGAGGAAGAGCCAGCGGCCGAGGACCUCUUCCGUGAGGAGGUCACGUCCUACCUGAGGCAGGUCCAAUCUAACGGGGACAACAGUGUCAUGAUGGUCUGGAAGGCCUGGGAGCCAGAGGACACAUGUAAGGCAAAGCGUACUGUUAUCCAUCAAAAGCAAGAGAAAGGCAAAGCUAUCCAUGGCACUUAUGAGAAGAACAAAUGUUCCCGGCGCAGGCAACCUCUGCUCACUAUUUGUCAAGUAACCGAGGACAUAGUCUCUCCCAAGAAGUAUAACCACAAGAGCCCUCUUGUGACUGUGACUAUCACCAUUGCCUGUGAUGGCUUGGGCCCUCUAAGCUUUAAUUGUUAAAUAUGAAAUUUUUUGGACAGCUCUUCUUUCUCCUCCUGUUAAUUCUCAACUUAAGCACAUGCUCACGGGGUCAGGGUUAGAAAGGGGCUAGAGGGAUCAUUUGAGCAAUUUUAAAAUGAGGGAACUGAAGUCUGUCCAGAGUGGUAAUGCCCUUAUGCCCAAGAUCCUCCUCUUCCACCCAGUUUUAAUGACCAGGAAGGCAAAGUCCUGUAAAUUGGGACUUUUUCUCCUAUCCUAAGCUCUUUCUUUUCUUUUCUUUCUUUCUUUUUUUUUUUUUUUGCUGAGGCAACUGGGGUUAAGUGACUUGGCCAGAAUCACACAGUAAAUAUUAAGUGUCUAAGACCAGAUUUGAACUCAACUCCUUCUGACUUCAGGACUGUACUCUGUCCAGUGCACCAACUAGCUGUCCCCUAUUUAAACCUCUUAAAGCAGUCCAGUAGUAACUACCAUAGUGAAGAAAAAAUCUUCCACUGAAUAUGAGAUAAGUAGGAGGAUCUGCCCCUUUGGGCACACUUGGAAAGAAAAAAAGGUCUCUACUAUGGGAGGAAAUAGAGGGGCAAGUCUAGAGGGCUGGAGUUGUCCCAAUCUGAUAUAUUCCCUUCUCAUCCAGGAGAGGGUAUGAAUGGACUAACGUUGCUGAUCUAGUCUUGUUUGAGGGAAUAUAUGGAAAACCUCUAUUAGGAUUGUGCUCAACUGAAAUCUCCAUCCUUUUAGUAAAUAUAUGAAACUGGUGAAUGUGGGCUAAACAGAAGCCCAAAAUAAUGUUAACAGCAAACAGAAAAUCACCUCUACAUUAAUAAAUUCAUAAUUAAAGGUAAUUGCUCUGUUGCCCCACAUUGUGUUAAGUGAUAGAGUUGUA
Molecule: messenger RNA, 1477 nt
Organism: Antechinus flavipes (yellow-footed antechinus)
Lineage: Eukaryota; Metazoa; Chordata; Mammalia; Dasyuromorphia; Dasyuridae
Product: inactive ribonuclease-like protein 10
Exons: 1
Coding region: 1-618 (205 amino acids)
Source: RefSeq, a predicted model, not a curated record